Molecule: messenger RNA, 1500 nt
Organism: Alternaria arborescens
Lineage: Eukaryota; Fungi; Ascomycota; Dothideomycetes; Pleosporales; Pleosporaceae
Product: Pre-mRNA-splicing factor
Exons: 2
Coding region: 1-1500 (499 amino acids)
Biological process (GO): mRNA splicing, via spliceosome
Cellular component (GO): spliceosomal complex; nucleus
Molecular function (GO): zinc ion binding; RNA binding
Source: RefSeq, a predicted model, not a curated record
AUGCUUUUGGAAGACCAGCGCCAACUUCAUGAGGACUUGGAGCGCCUCGAGGACGCCGCUGCAGAGCGACUUCUCGAAGACCCCCCACACAUCCGCGACCGUCUCGCACGCGAUCACGAUAUUGCGCGCUUCCUCGAGCAAAUCGAAAGCCAGUCGAGUCGCCUCUUGAAGAUCUACCAAGAUGAGGACAACAAGAAGGAGGACGAGGUGCGCGGCCUCACCAUGGGCGACCCGAUGGAGUCUUUCAUGAAAGAGAUCGCAUCGAUUAAAGACUUCCACAACCGAUACCCCAACGAGCCCGUCGAGAACCUGGAGAAGGCUUACAAGAAACGCUCACCCGAAGAACACGUGCAAUCAAUCGCAGCCAUCGACUCCAUGUUUACCGGUGAAGAGGGAUUUGGUCGCUUCUUUGACCUGACCACGCUGCACGAGCAGUACUUGAACCUUCCCGUUCAGCAAAACGCGCGCCGCCUGACCUAUCUACAGUACCUUGAUCUGUUCGAUGUCUUCACCCCUCCACAAUGUAACAUUCGACGAGAGCAGAAGAAGUCAGAGGGCUACUUUCAUUACUUGAAAGCCCUGCAAGACUAUCUCGAGGGUUUCAUGCGGCGGACGAAGCCACUGGAGAACUUGGACAAGCUCUUCGCUAACUUUGAUAAGGAGUUCGAGGAAUUAUGGGAGAAAGAUGAGGUUCCGGGCUGGGAGAAGAAGACAUCGGCAUCUGCACCAGUCAAUGGCGAAGCACAGGGCGAGGGUAUCUGGUGCUCAGCUUGCAAGAAGGGAUUCUCGAAAGAGACCGUCUACGAAGCACAUCUGUCAGGCAAAAAGCACAAGAAAGCAGUACAGGAGAGUCAGAAUGGUGCGCAAGACGGCGAGAAGCAGACAAGCGGUGCCUCCACAGAUUUGCAACGCUUCAAGGAGCGUGCGGUUGCCGAACGGGAGUUCCGGAUACGAAAGCUCGCUGCAGCCAUGCAGACGGAGCGUGGCGACACCAAGGUCAACGUCGAGCGGAAGCAGGGUAUGACUGAGCGCGAGCGACAACAAGAGCUGGAGCAACUGUACUCCGAGAGACCUGAGAACGGUGGAAAGGAGGAGGACGAUGAAUCCGACAGCGAAGACAAGAUAUACAACCCGCUCAAAUUACCACUUGCCUGGGAUGGCAAGCCCAUCCCCUUCUGGCUUUACAAGCUCCACGGUCUCGGUGUAGAAUUCCCUUGCGAGAUUUGUGGAAACUUCGUAUACAUGGGUAGGCGUGCAUUCGACAAGCACUUCAACGAGCCCCGUCAUAUCCACGGUCUCAAGUGUCUCGGGAUCACCAACACUACCCUCUUCAGGGAAAUCACGAGCAUCAAGGAAGCCGAGGAGCUAUGGCGAAAGAUUCAGAAGGACCAGAAGAAGCAGAAGUUGCUUGCUGAGAACGUCGUCGAGAUGGAGGACAAUGAAGGCAACGUCAUGCCAGAGAAGGUCUACCGGGAUUUGGCUGCUGCAGGCAUGCUGUGA